Molecule: messenger RNA, 2060 nt
Organism: Radiomyces spectabilis
Lineage: Eukaryota; Fungi; Mucoromycota; Mucoromycetes; Mucorales; Radiomycetaceae
Exons: 3
Coding region: 362-1678 (438 amino acids)
Source: RefSeq, a predicted model, not a curated record
UGAUAAUUGAUUGAUGAAACAUUAUCAACACUGGUUCCGCCAUUGAUCACGACCACUGGUAAAAACAAGGAUCCAAAAAGAUGAAUAACUUUAGGUGACAGCAACGUUUUCAACUAUUCAUCUUUUUCCCUGCUCAUCUUACACCAGUCAUCCAGUGAACAUGGAAUAUCACAUAAAGGACCGAGUCUUUUAGCGUGAUAUGCGCUCAGCUGCGAACAGGAAUUUUUUUUUUUAUGCAUAGUAUCUCAGUUUGAGCAUUCUCAUCUCCUUUUUUUUGUUUCUUUCUUUUUUGUUCUUUGCUUGACCCAAAAGUAAAAAGGCGUCGCCACCGUGCACCUUCCCAUUAUUUUCACCCCACCGUAUGCCUUCCUUCAUUGACUUUUAUCGUUCCACAACAUGGAUGCUUCUGUAUGGAAUCGUUCGGAUAAAGGGGGCGGCCGCUCAAGAGGACUUUGCAGAUGAUGGAGACGAUAACGACGAUGAUAGCUGCGCUUUCAUUUCCAGUCAAACAUGUGGAGCGGAUGAUGUCUGCAAAUUUUGUGCCAUGUGUCUUCAAAGUUCCUGUAUUUUAAGCAAGUAUAUCCCACCUCUUCUCCCGAAAAGCGGUUCCUCCAAUACGCAUCAAGUUUGCAAUACCACCCAGUUCGGUACAACAAACAUCUAUGCUUGGUAUGACUAUUGUCUGUCCAGCGGCAAUGAUAACAGCGGCAAUUAUUGUGCUACCAGUUCGAAAUGCUAUCAAUACCGUAAAACAUCCAACGCAACUGUUACCUAUGCGUGGCAGAACCUCACUUGUGAUCCUUCAACUUGUAUGCUGGCAAGCGAACAUGGGUUGCCUCCUCCAGUUCCGGGUCAAUUGCUGCCGCCCGACACCCAGCCGGAUCCAACCCAAACCCAUCCUUACGCUAGACCGGACCAUGGCAACCAUCCACAUCGACAAGAUGGUCACGGCUAUGAUUUCGCCGUGCAUUCCCCUGCGGCUAUUGCACUUAUUAUCGCUUGUUCCUGCACAUUUGUAGGAUGUCUGAUUUGGAUCGGCAAACUGUGGAAACAAUCGGAGUUCUGGCCACGUGUUCGAUUGUUUGGCGGUUCACAGCGCCCUCCGUCCACUUCAUCUACGCCAAGCACGGCUCCACCAUCCUUUUCGUCCAAUGCGCCUGAUAUGGCGCAAACCGAUCAUUCAUGGGGCCGUCCUUCAUUAAGCCAUUCCACCUCCUCAUCACAGCAGCCUUCAUCACAACAGGAAGCGCCGCCUUCCUAUUACCAUCCUGAUCCGCCUCCACCGAAAUACGAACAUGCUAUUGUUACACAAAUUCGCGGUAUACAAACAAUCGGCGAAACCGAUUCCAGUGUCUCUGCCAGCGUUUCCAACGACCACGAAGAUGAGACGAAUGCGACCGAUCAUAGAAACGCUUUAGGGCCACCGUUGUGGGUGCCUGUUUAUUUUACUCCCAAUAAUCCGCACUUUACAUUUGGAAGGCUGCGUCGCCAUCCCCCUUCAUCCUCCACCUCGGCCUGGAAUAACGAAUGGACAGAUCCUAUGCGAGCAUUCUGGUUUCACCAUCAGCAGCAAAUGCAGCAACAAAAUCCAGCCAUGUGGCGCCAACCAUUGCUUCCUUCGUCCACUGACACAGUAGAAGAACCUUCAUCGUCCAGCCAACCGCCGCCGUCGCGAUAAAUUGGCCCUGCUAUGACAUUCACCCACUUGUGUAUCUUUUUUCAAAACACCGUUGGUAAACAAGCGGAUGGGCUUGGUUCGACCGUCCCCCGACUACGAGUUGACAACAAGUGUAUUACAUACUAGAAAUAUUGGCGGCCGACCUAUUUUUCCCGAAAUACAUCUUUUGCUCAGCGGGAAAGCGAAAGAAUGAAAUAUUUUAUCAUGGCAUUGAAAGGGAGAACGGACGAUUUCUAUCGGUCUGUUGAUGAAAUUCAAGGAGGGAUAGGAGAAGGAAGAGGAUAUUAGAUGCCGAUCUCGUGAUUUUAGAAAAAAACCUGAGUGGCCUUCAUGCCAAAAGUUUUUCUUUUUUUUGGGGGGAUAAUAUGACUUUUUCCUUUCC